This is a messenger RNA of Rubroshorea leprosula, 1648 nucleotides long. The record is from the annotation of a GenBank genome assembly. NCBI's taxonomy places the organism in Eukaryota, Viridiplantae, Streptophyta, Magnoliopsida, Malvales, Dipterocarpaceae.
AUUUUUUGUUUUCUAAAUGGCUGCUAUUUGGCUAUUGACACUGUGACGUUAUUCACUAUGAAUUCAAAGCAGAAUUUGGCCUUUCUGCUAUUUGCUGCUAUCUACAAUUGAUAACACUGUUUGUUUGAUAGUGCCCAUGUCUUAGACAUGGGCCAAUUCUUGUUAUCAUUAACACUUGGCCUUGUACUACUUUCUUUGUUUUUCCUUUGAAAACCACCCUGUACCACUUUCAGUUUCAGAAAACAUUUGACCAAUGUGGAUCUAACCACUUCUUUUCAACAUAUGGCCAUACUGUUUAAGAUGACCUUUUUGUGUUGUCCUGAAUUCAUGCUACGUCUCUUUGCAGUGGUUGUAUCCUUUUAUAUAUAUAUAUAGACACACACUUUAACAAGAUUAACUUUCAUCAAUAAAGAGGACAUGGUGGUUUUAUAUUUAGGGAUAAAGGAAGAUAUGACAUCAUUAGAGUUGGUUUUGGAAGGUGAUAAGCUAACACUACAAAUGACUUGAACACGCACCUGGCACAAUAUACAUAUCAGCCCCACAUGAAUGGACAUGCAUGUGCCUAGCCUUUAGGUUUCCCAAUAUCUGAACAUGGGACAACAUAAGUGGAUCAGGCCACAUUCUAAUUCAGAGAGUGUUUUAGAUUGCACUGUAAAGGCUGGAGGCUCUAUUGCUUCUUCUGUCCCUCUUUGUGUUUAUAUCUCUAUUUCUAUAAAAGCUUUCUGGUUGCUAUUCAGAUCAACAAAGUGUGGACUCAGUUAAUGAAUUCUAAACUAUUGCUGCAUAGCUUUAACACACUGUUCUAUGUAGAUGCUGCAAAUAUUUACAAAUAAUGAUUUUCAUUUUACAUAUUGCAGCAGACUGCAAAACAAUUAACUAUUGAUGGAGGGGUGGGCUCCCAAUAUUAGGGGGCCUGCCCCCUCCAUCAAUGGUUAGGUUUUUUUUUUUUUUCUUUUUUUGGCCAGCUGGUUAAGUUCUUUUUAAUCAGAUAAGCUUGCCUAUAUGUUAAUAAAAUUAUUACUAUUUUCUAUCCUCAUUUUCUUGUUGUCUCUCUGUAAUCAAUUCUUUAUUACUUAAAUGUUCUUUUGGCACAUUAGAAGUUAGCUGCAUAACAUUGCAAAGCCUUGAAUCCCUGACCUUGACACCAACUUGGGUAAGCUCUUGUUGGUUCCUUUAAUAAUUUUUUAUUUAUGCAGUUUUGUGCAUAUGUUAGUUUCUACAAUUUUUUGAUGUUAUUUUGUUUGUUAAGCUGAUGGGAGUUAAAUUCACUGAAACAGGCCAUGACAUAACUGAUGCAUUUUACAACCACUGUUGAACUUUGGGAUAGAUGUUAGGGAGACUUCUCUAUAAAAUGUGAAAUUCUCUGAAAUACCCAAAUCACUUAGCAACACACCCUGGGUGCAACACUACAGCCUUUUAGGUUAUGGUGUGAGGUGAUUUUAGUCGUAACAUAGUGCAUAAUGAUGCAACUGACCAUAUCAAAGUUGAAUAUAUCUUCUUCUAUACCUUGCUAGCACAACUCUGGAUGGCAUAAAUUUUUCUUCACACGUGCUAAGUUGCCUAAUUAUAUGAUUUUAAUACUCAUCUUGAGAACCUUUUUCAUGGAGGACAUCUCUUUUUUAUGAUAAAAUGAAGUUUUCAACUACUU